Magnolia sinica is the source of this 2330-nucleotide messenger RNA. RefSeq names its product mitogen-activated protein kinase 9-like. Gene Ontology annotation, biological process: intracellular signal transduction; protein phosphorylation. NCBI's taxonomy places the organism in Eukaryota, Viridiplantae, Streptophyta, Magnoliopsida, Magnoliales, Magnoliaceae. Gene Ontology annotation, molecular function: ATP binding; MAP kinase activity. The transcript is spliced from 11 exons. Bases 252 to 2066 code for a protein of 604 amino acids. The record is from RefSeq and is a predicted model, not a curated record. Gene Ontology annotation, cellular component: nucleus; cytoplasm.
AACGAAGGAGGCUCACAGGCAUUUCCGUAAAUAACAUGAAAACCCAGGGCAAAAAGGAAAUCCACUCCCCACCCUGACGCUCUACAAUCCCUGCGGAAAUCGAGCCCCUCUCCCUGUUUUCCAAUCCUCUCUCCUACCCGCGCGCAGAUGGCGGUCCGAACGCGAGCAUAGGACUCGCUCCCGCUAGCAAUGCUGCGGUCGCCUGGCGUGUCAUCGAACUGCCUUUGCUGCCGCUCCAUCCUGACCGUCAUAUGGGGGGAGGCGCUCUCGUGGACGGCGUCCGUCGCUUGUUCCAGCGUCGCUCCAAGCAGCAAACCUCCCACAACGAGAAAAACGACCACAUCCGUUCUUUCCUAAAUCGACCACAGCAAGAAUCCAGAGACGGUGAGGGAGCAGCAGCAGUGGUAGAAGAAGAAGAGCUUGAGAUCAUUGAAGAUAUCGAGAUCUCGGGAUUGAAGCAUAUCAGAGUCCCGAACAGGAACAAGAUGGCCGGGUUCGAUUCCCAUAAGAAGAACAUGCUUGACACGGAAUUCUUCACAGAGUAUGGUGAAGCUAGUCAAUACCAAAUCCAAGAGGUCAUCGGCAAAGGAAGCUAUGGUGUAGUGGGUUCUGCUGUUGACACCCACACUGGAGAGAGGGUAGCAAUUAAGAAAAUCAAUGAUGUUUUUGAGCAUGUCUCCGAUGCUACCCGCAUUCUAAGAGAAAUCAAGCUCCUGCGGCUGCUUCGACAUCCAGAUAUUGUAGAAAUAAAGCAUAUAAUGCUUCCCCCAUCCCGAAGAGAAUUUAAAGAUAUUUAUGUAGUUUUUGAAUUGAUGGAAUCUGACCUCCACCAAGUAAUCAAGGCAAAUGAUGAUCUUACCCCUGAGCAUUAUCAGUUUUUCUUAUACCAGCUUCUUCGAGCUCUAAAAUACAUACAUACAGCAAAUGUGUUCCAUCGGGAUUUGAAGCCCAAAAAUAUCCUUGCUAAUGCGGACUGCAAACUGAAGAUUUGUGAUUUUGGGCUUGCACGUGUAUCAUUCACCGAUGCCCCAUCGGCUAUUUUCUGGACUGAUUAUGUAGCGACCAGAUGGUAUCGUGCUCCUGAACUCUGUGGCUCUUUCUUUUCCAAGUACACUCCUGCAAUUGAUAUUUGGAGCAUCGGAUGCAUAUUUGCAGAAAUGCUUACUGGGAAACCGUUGUUCCCUGGGAAGAAUGUGGUGCAUCAACUUGAUCUCAUGACUGAUUUGCUUGGCACUCCUCCAUCAGAAUCCAUUGCUAGGAUUCGGAACGAGAAGGCUAGAAGAUAUUUAAGUAGCAUGUGGAGAAAGCCACCGGUUCCAUUCUCACAGAAGUUCCCGAAUGCAGAUCCCUUGGCUCUUCGAUUACUUGAGCGAUUGCUUGCAUUUGAUCCAAAAGAUCGCCCGUCUGCUGAAGAGGCCCUAGCUGAUCCAUACUUUUCUGGUUUGGCGAAUGUAGAUCGCGAACCAUCGACGCAGCCCAUUUCAAAACUCGAAUUUGAGUUUGAAAGGAGGAAAUUGACAAAGGAAGAUGUUAGAGAGUUAAUUUAUCGAGAGAUACUGGAGUAUCAUCCCCAGAUGCUGCAGGAGUAUCUUCGUGGUGCUGAUCAGACUAGCUUCAUGUACCCAAGCGGGGUCGACCGAUUUAAGCGACAAUUCGCCCAUCUAGAGGAGCACUAUGGUAAGGGCGAGCGGAGCACUCCACUCCAGCGUCAACAUGCCUCUUUGCCCAGAGAGCGGGUAUGUGCAUCUAAAGAUGAUAUUGCUGAUCAAAGCAAUGGUUUUGAAAAGCGGACUGCAGCAUCCGUUGCUCGCACGACCCUUCAAAGCCCUCCGAGAUUUAACCAAAGUGAGGGAUUGGAACAUGCACAUAAGGAUGCAUCAACUACAGAAAAUGGCCCAAGUAAACCCGACAACAGUGCACAUGGUCUUUUGAAGAGUGCCAGCAUCAGUGCUUCUAAGUGCGUGGUUGUAAAUGGAAGAAGGAAUUCAGAGGAAGAAGCGAUCGCUGAGCACCAAGAUGAGGUGGUUGAUGGGUUGUCGCAGAAGGUGGCUGCAUUGUAUGCGUGAUGAUGCUGUUGUAAGUUCACAUGACGAUUUUAGGCAGAUGUGUGAUUGUUUUCAGAUUAGAUGGAGAUUGAUCGGCCAGGUUCGAUGCCACUAUGCAUCCAAGAUUUUCGUCCUUUACUUAUCAGGCAGACACUAAUUGGGAAAUUUCCUACAGUUGUAUUAUUUAUUGUUGUUAUUUUAUUUUUUUUUGUAUUGCCAUCGCAUGAAGAUGCUAACAGUGUUGAAAUAGCUACUAUUUAUUAUCUGGAUCUGGAUUCACUGCUA